Messenger RNA from Naegleria fowleri, 1110 nucleotides. RefSeq lists its product as uncharacterized. The record is from RefSeq and is a predicted model, not a curated record. NCBI's taxonomy places the organism in Eukaryota, Heterolobosea, Eutetramitea, Acrasida, Naegleriidae. The transcript has 2 exons. Bases 1 to 1110 code for a protein of 369 amino acids.
AUGGAAUCCUCUGAACCAACCACAACAACUUCUUCUUCCUCGUUGAUCUCCUCUGUUGUGGAUGGUUGCCCUGAUCAAGAGAUUUCACAAAAGAAGAAGAGAAAAUUGAAUCAAACAGAGGAGAUGCAUUCAUCUUUGGAUCAGAUGAAUUCAAACUCAUCCACACCACCACUCCGCAGUGAGUGCAACUACAAGGUGAGAGGCGAGCAAUCGCGAUGUGGUGUUUCAUCUUCAAAAUGUUUGGACAAGAUGACUUGCAGUCGUGGUCAUGAUAGCUCCAACCAAGAGUGUCCAUUAUUACCUUUCAUGUCUCAACAAGUGUCAUUGACAGAAUAUUUGAGCAUCAUUAAGCGACUGUCUCAUGUUCCUGACAUGCAAGAAACAAAUCAGCCAUCAAUACAAGUCCCAUCGACCAAUGAAAACCAUGAUGACAGUUUCGCACUUCUUUCUCCUUUUACCUCUUUACAAGAACAACAACCACCAUCCUCCACUUUUGAUCUGUUUCCUAAUACCUCUCAACAAAUGCAACCACAACCAUUACCUCAACUACAACAACAACCAUUCCGAGUACACCCACUGAAUCAAGUCCAGCAAUGGUAUGCUGGAGAAGUGGAUGUAACCAACAACAACAAUACUUCUUCUUCAAGCGCUUGUUCUGUUCAUUCCUUUUCUCACCACAAAAACCUCUCUGAAUUGGAAUUGUAUAAUAUCAAUAACCACCACUCCAACAACAACAAUUUCAUGAUUCAUGAAGAACAACCAAAACCUCUUUCCAACUUUUUGAUCUCUGGUCACCUAUCUUGUUCUUCUGAUACCACUAUUGAUGCUUCUUCAUUGUCGUCAACAUUGGAUGUGAAUGCCAUGUUAAAACAAGUACUUGUCCAAUUAUUAAUGGAAGCAAUCACUGCAAAUGGUAACAGCAAUGAAGCGACUCCUUCUUCUGUUUCAUUCGAUCACUCUAUGCAUGACCAUUCGUCUUAUCUGAACCUUUCUGAUGAUGCCAAUUGGACACCAGUGGAUAGUGAUCAAUCAUCAUCGCCAAACAUUAGUGGAAAUGUCCAUUCUGAUCCCUCUCUGGGUGAUUUCAUUGGAGACGACCAAAUCAUGUGA